GUUAACAAGUGGGGCCAGGGCACCCUCCUAACCUCCACCUCGCAAGGAACUCAGAACUCUGAAACGGGGAAACGGCCAGGCCUGCUGAUUUAAUCUAAGUCCCGAAGUCUCCAAGAGAUCAGACUGCAGAUCCCAGUCCCCUGAAGUAAGAGAGGAGAGGACCACAGCAGUUGGAGGACAGCGCGAGGGCCAGGCGGCCCAAGAUGCGCAGGCCACGCAGUCUCGCGGACAAGUGACCCUGGAGAGCCUCCAAGCGCCCGGGUGGGGCCGCGAUCGCGCCCCGUCAGUCACCCUAGCAUGUGGGCGCGGCAGGGCGGCGCGGGCGGGCCGGCUGCGGGAGCUGUUUGGCGUCGCGGCCUGAGUGUUUGCCCAGCCCGCCUGCGCCGCUCGGGGCGCCUCUGCGUUUCCCUCCCUCCCUUCCCCGACGGCUUCUGGCAGUCAAGUGGAUGUGGCGGGCGACCGGGCCACCUUGCCUAGGCGCGCCCAGCACUGGUUCAUUGAACAGCAUUUUGGACAGGACAUUUGGUGCCAGGUCUCAGGAGCCAGUUUGCUGAAUUAUUGUCCCAGUCAGCCAGGAUCGUGAGCCGUUUGGGAAAGUUCGUGGACACGCCCAAGUGCCAGGACAGGUGGAGGCACACCUGGAGGCCAGUUUCAGGAACUUUUGCCACAGGUAUAACAGACUCCGGAACUGCAAAGAUGCUGAAACAGAUAUUGUCGGAAAUGUACAUAGAUCCUGAUCUACUGGCAGAGCUCAGCGAAGAACAGAAACAGAUCCUGUUCUUCAAGAUGAGAGAGGAACAGAUCCGACGAUGGAAAGAAAGAGAAGCAGCAAUGGAAAGAAAGGAGUCCCUGCCAGCGAAACACAGACCAAAGAAAGAGAAUGGCAAAUCUGUUCAUUGGAAGCUGGGAGCAGAUAAGGAAGUCUGGGUCUGGGUGAUGGGUGAACACCACCUAGAUAAACCCUAUGAUGUGCUCUGUAAUGAAAUUAUUGCUGAGAGGGCCCGGCUAAAAGAAGAACAGGAGGCAGAAGAGCUCAGAAAAUCUCGCACUGAAGAAUUCACCAACAGCUUGAAAAUAAAAUCACCGUACCAUGAUCUGCAGACUCCAGAUAACCAGCAGACUAAGAACAUCUGCAAGAAACUGGCAGAAAAGGAGGAUUUGGGGCAAGGAUCUAGCCCAGCACGAACUCUGGAAGAAGAGAAAAUCCAAUCACCCUCCAGUUCAUCAAGAAAUAUUCAACAAAUGUUGGCAGAUUCAAUCAAUCGUAUGAAGGCAUAUGGAUUUCACCAGAAGAAAGAAUCCAUGAAGGAAAAACAAGAUGAAGAAAUAAAUGAAACAGACGAAGAGAGAACGAAGCAGAUUUGUAAGAGCUGGAAAGAAGACUCCGAAUGGCAGGCAUCUCUGCGAAAAUCCAAAGCAGCUGAUGAGAAGAGGCGCUCCUUAGCUAAACAAGCACGAGAAGACUACAAGAGGUUGUCCCUCGGGGCCCAGAAAGGAAGAGGCGGUGAGAGGCUGCAAAGCCCCCUGCAUACUCCGCAGAAACCAAAAAGACCUCCCCUUCCGCCCAAGCCUCAGUUCCUAAACGCAGGAGCGUAUCCUCCAAAACCUCUUAGAAAUCAGGGAGUGGCAAGGACGGUAUCCAGCUCUGCCCAAGAGGACAUCAUCCGGUGGUUUAAAGAGGAGCAGCUACCACUUCGAGCAGGCUAUGAGAAAACCUCAGACGCUAUAACCCCCUGGUUCCACGGAAUUCUCACACUCAAGAAAGCAAAUGAACUACUUCUGAGCACAGGUGUGCCCGGCAGUUUCCUCAUCCGAGUCAGUGAAAGGAUCAAAGGCUACGCCCUGUCCUAUCUGUCGGAGGAUGGCUGUAAACAUUUCCUCAUAGAUGCCUCUGCAGACUCCUACAGCUUCCUGGGUGUGGACCAGCUGCAGCAUGCCACCCUGGCAGAUUUGGUGGAAUAUCACAAGGAAGAACCCAUCACUUCCCUGGGGAAGGAGCUGCUCCUCUAUCCCUGUGGUCAGCAGGACCAGCUGCCUGACUACCUAGAGCUGUUUGAGUGACAGCCUUUACUGGGGUCAUCCUCAUUCUCCAGCUGGGCUUUCCCCUGAACAAACACCACUAAAACAUUUAUGUGUGAAGCCAAAAUCACCGUGUAGCAGAGCCAAUACUGAUCAACCAGAAGUAUCCGUGGAGUCCUCAUUGACACCUCUCUCCUGCACAAAUACUGGAGUUCAAUGUCAAGAGAAAAUGACCUCUGCUCCUAUGCACUCUAAAAGUAAAGGGAGAAAAGUCCCAAUUUCAGCAACUACCGAUUAUGAAGGAAGGGUAUGACCUUAAUGAUGUACAUAAGAUAAAGAAGAAAUAGAAAACUUUUAGAAAUUAAGGUAUACUUGAAAACCAGUAUCUUUCUGUACUAUCAUAAGACCACUGCACUCCUUCUAUCAUCUGGAGGUCUUAGGGGCCUGUUGCUACAAAGUUCCAUGUUGGCUUUGAAAUGCUGGCAAAAAAGCCUGUCCUGGCUGAGAUGAUGCUUGAAACACACCUCACUUAUUGUACAUGUUGGAACCAGGACAUGAGAGACAUAGAAAAACAGAAGUCAUGAAUGUAAAUGGAGUGAGAAGUUUUAAAACAUAGGAUAAGAAGCUUAACAUACAUAAAGAUACAUAUGGACUGCAGGAAAGUGAGCAAAUGUCCCUGAGUUUGUUUCCUUGUUCUGGAGAAUGGGGCCAGGGCUUCCCUGGCCUCCUCUGGCUCUACUCCAGAGCACACCAAAUGGAUAAAGCACCUGCACAUGUAUUUUUUUAAUAAAUAGUAUAUAGGCAAGAACAGAAUAAGCAGGCUGUUUGGAUGCUACUUGCGGUUGAACUGUGUUCCCUUCAAAAUAUUGGUGAAGUCUUAACACCCCAUUCCCAUGAAAUUGAUCUUGUUUGGAAAUAAAUAGGGUCUUUACAGACACAGUCAAGUUAAGAUGAGGUCACACUGGAUUAGGGCAUGCCCUAAUUCCCAUGACUUGCAUCCUCAGGAGAAGAGAGAGGUUUAGAAAUAAAGGAAAAUGCAGCGGGAUGACAAACGGGACAAGAGGCAGAUUGGAGUGAUGCAGCCACAAGGGAAGGGACACCAGCAGAAGCCAGGGGAGAGGAAUGGGACAGGUUUUCCCCAGAGCCUUAGAAGGAAGCAUGGCCCUGAUUUCAGAAUUCCAGCCUUCACAACUGUGAGAAUAAAUUUCUGUUGCUUUAA
Molecule: messenger RNA, 3238 nt
Organism: Sapajus apella (tufted capuchin)
Lineage: Eukaryota; Metazoa; Chordata; Mammalia; Primates; Cebidae
Gene: SH2D4A
Product: SH2 domain containing 4A
Exons: 10
Coding region: 697-2061 (454 amino acids)
Cellular component (GO): cytoplasm
Molecular function (GO): phosphatase binding
Source: RefSeq, a predicted model, not a curated record